AUGACUUCAAACAACAAUUCCAUAAAUUGUCCCCCAUCUUUCAAUGGUGAAGGGUAUGGUUAUUGGAAAGAGAGAAUGAAAAUUUUCAUUGAAGGAAUUGAUUGUGAUAUUUGGGAUGCUAUUGAAAAUGGUCCAUUUAUUCCCACUCAUUUAGUCAAUAAUGUUGUGGUGAAUAAACCAAGAUCCCUUUGGACCAAAGAUGAAAAGAAAAAGGUUCAAUACAAUUUGAAAGCUAAGAACAUUAUCACCGCUUCACUAAGCAUUGAUGAAUUUUAUCGUGUAUCAAAUUGUACAACCGCCAAAGAAAUGUGGGACACCCUUAAAUUGACCCAUGAAGGUACUACCGAGGUCAAAAGGGCUCGGAUGAACACAUUGACUCAUGAGUAUGAAUUAUUUAGGAUGAAAUCGGGAGAAAGCAUCCAAGAUGUGCAAAAACGAUUUAUCCAUAUAAUUAAUCAUCUUAGAGCUCUUGGAAAAACUUUCAAUAACGAGGAUUUAAUUAAUAAAGUUCUUAGAUGCUUGACUCGAAGCUGGCUACCAAAAGUGACCGCUAUUUGUGAAUCUAAAGAUUUAUCUUUUAUGUCUUUGGCUACUUUGUUUGGAAAAUUGCAGGAACAUGAGCUUGAAUUGAAUCGUCUCAUUGAUAGUGAAGAAGGUGAAAAGAAUACGAAAGGCCUUGCUCUCAAAGCUAGAAUCAAUGAAAGAACUUCCUUCAAUCCAAAUUGCAACAAGUGUGGUGAAAAGGGUCACAUAAAAUCCAAUUGUCUUCUAAGUCAAAAGAGAUAUAGAAAAGGAAAGAGGGCUUAUAUCGCUUCGGAUGACAAAGAUACAAACUCAUCCAAUGAAUCAGAAAAUGAAGUAGCAUAUUCAUGUUUCAUGGCAAACCAUGAUGAAGAUGAGGUAAAUUCUAUUGAAUCGGAAUAUGACUUAACUUAUGAUGAGUUGUUUACUAUUUGUAAAGAAUUAAAUGAUGAGUCAACUAAGCUUAGAAAAAUUGUUUCUUCCUCUAAGAAAACUAUUUCCACUCUUGAAUCAAAAAUUGAUAUUUUAAACGAGGAAAUAGAAAUUCUUAAAGAGAAACAAAUUUUUGUUAGUGAAGUUUCUUCUUGCACUUCUUGUGAAAAUAAAAAGGAAAAUAUUUUCAAGUGUGAUGAUUGUAAUAUUUUGAAAAUUGAAAUUGAGGAUUUGCAAAACACACUUGCAAAAUUCACAAAGGGGAGAGAAAACUUGAACAUCAUUUUGGGAAAUCAAAAGGGAACGUAUAAUAAAGCCGGUUUGGGCUAUCGUCCAAAAAAUCAUGAAAAACUUUUUCGAAAAUUCUUUCGCCUAAACAAAACCUCAAGUUCUCCUUUUGAUAAAUAUUUUUAUUGUGGAAGAGAAAGUCAUACAUCCUCUAUUUGUAAUUUAAGAAAGAACAAUGAUAUGAAUGAUAAAUGGAAGUGGAUUCCAAAGGGCACUUUGCCUAAUGCUAACUCUCAAGGACCCAAAAUGAUUUGGGUACCAAAAGCCAAAACUUAA
This is a messenger RNA of Medicago truncatula (barrel medic), 1518 nucleotides long. RefSeq lists its product as uncharacterized. Bases 1 to 1518 code for a protein of 505 amino acids. Gene Ontology annotation, molecular function: zinc ion binding; nucleic acid binding. The record is from RefSeq and is a predicted model, not a curated record. The transcript has a single exon. NCBI's taxonomy places the organism in Eukaryota, Viridiplantae, Streptophyta, Magnoliopsida, Fabales, Fabaceae.